GCGGCCUCGGCCCGACCGAAAGAAGUACGAGGCGGCACCCCCGGUCUUUCCUUCUUAUUUAGAGGUUGCACUCGAUCUCUUUCCAUGUUGCCUCGGGCAGGAGCUCCAUUUAUAGCUGCUGAGAGGUUUAACAAGAGAAUUCAUGCGUGCAUAUAUAUAAUAUAAAGCAAUCUUCUUCGAUCUACUGCCUAUAUAUAAAUAAACACAUAUACGUAUAUAGGUGGAGUUGUCUUAGAAUGGACCCAUAUGAGACCUUGAUGGAGAUUUCUCGUACGGGAAACCUUCCCCGUUUCUUUGAAUUCUAUUGUCAUCCGGAUUCAUUUCUUUUGGACCACUAUAUUGAUAGAAGAUUGCUUAUAGAUACCCCUUUACAUGAAGCUGCAUCAAUGGGUCACUCACACUUUGCCGCAGAAGUCUUGAGGUUGAAGCCCUCAUAUGCCUCGAAGUUGAACUACUCCGGCUUAAGUCCCAUCCACGUUGCUCUGCGCAAUGGGCAUGAUGAGGUGGUGGAAAGGUUGGUGGAGCAUGAUAGAAACACGGUCCGACACGAUGCGGGAGAGGGCAGGACGGCUUUGCAUUAUGUGAUUGCACAGCAAAAUAUAAAUCUUUUGAGAUCGUUUGAACUGUCUUGCCCAGACUCCAUUGAAGAUAAAACAAUUAGACGAGAAACCGCACUACAUAUUGCUCUACAACACUACAAUCCGAUGAUUUUUGAGAGGUUGGUGGGAUGGCUAAAGCGUAGGAACAAGGAAUACAUCUUAAACAAGGCCGACAUAGAUGGCAACACGGUCUUGCAUAUGGCAACAUCCAACAAUCAAACCGAGGCUGUGGAAUUGUUGUUAAGCAAAGAAUUUAAUAGAAAGAUGGAGAUAAAUGCCAAGAACAAGAAGAACAAAACAGCUUUGGACAUUGCCAUUGAUUUGGAAAGCCGUGUGAUUGAGGCUAAGCUACGCCGAGCUAAAGCAUUGAGAGGAGCCUCCAUUAGCCAUGAUCCCCUUGAAGGAAUACCGACGAUGGCACAAGAAGAAGAAGAAGAAAAGAAGCUGAAGGAUGCUACACUAUUAGCAGGAAUGACGUUCCAAGCUAUGAUGAACCCUCCUGUUGGAAUAGGAGGGAAAGAUGAUGCGAAGGAGGGAAUGUCGUUUCCUGAAGGAGCAAAUGUUGCAGGGACGGCAUCAACAUUGAAACCGGGACUCUUCUUUGUUUUCUAUUUGGUCAAUAGUGUGAUCUUUUAUACCUCCUUGCACACAAUCCAGCUCUACGACAGAAACCCAUCAAACAUAUCCAUACACUUCUUCCGUAGCCUCUACUGUGUGUGUGUGUGCCGAUUUGCCGGCCCCAACUUAUCCCUCACCUCGCUUCCUCAAAAUCUCAGUUUGGUUACUCAAUUGUUGUUUUUUGUGCUUUCAUUUUCAGAUACUGUUUUCAACAGACUGGAACACUUGGACUUGAAAGUUGUAGCAUACAUUAUCCCCUUCGUUCCGCUUUUGAUUGAUUUUAUGUUUACCCUUGUUGUCUAGGUUCCCGUAA
Molecule: messenger RNA, 1530 nt
Organism: Cornus florida
Lineage: Eukaryota; Viridiplantae; Streptophyta; Magnoliopsida; Cornales; Cornaceae
Product: ankyrin repeat-containing protein NPR4-like
Exons: 2
Coding region: 237-1520 (427 amino acids)
Molecular function (GO): protein binding
Source: RefSeq, a predicted model, not a curated record